Molecule: messenger RNA, 4198 nt
Organism: Sardina pilchardus (European sardine)
Lineage: Eukaryota; Metazoa; Chordata; Actinopteri; Clupeiformes; Clupeidae
Gene: iqce
Product: IQ motif containing E
Exons: 22
Coding region: 446-2752 (768 amino acids)
Molecular function (GO): protein binding
Source: RefSeq, a predicted model, not a curated record
AACGGAAACGAAAAACCUUGAAGAACUGUCGUCUUGUUUCAACUAGCUAAAUGCAUACAGUUGGCCCAACUGUAAAAAAUGUUUUUGAAAGAACUGGCACAGUUGUCAUACAGGACAUUUUGCAAUAGCUGACAAGCAUGUUCAUGCUCUCAACGUACUGGAAGUGGUGCAUGAUUGCUAAGGCUGCUAAGCUAAUUCUUAUCACAUUUCGUCUUUCUCUUUGGCCGUGAAAAACAUCGGAAGAUGGUGCACAGCCUCCGAAUUCAACAGUUGUGAAUCUCGCUGUUUGAUGUCAUUCGUACCAAUCUGGUUCGUUCAUUCGAAACAGAAAUAUGAGGCUGAAAUCUGUACAGAGAUUGGGCUUUAACAAAGGCACAUAAGACUUACAAUUCUGACCGUGUACGUCUGUUAUCUUCACGUUUCCUUGUUUUUGGAGAAUCCAGCCAUGUCUUUGGGUGCCAGCGAUUUCCUCACGGAUGAAGAGCUAGAGGAGUUGGGUGAGGAUGGCCACUCCCACAUCACCUAUACCUCCGAUUCAGACAAGAAAGUACGAAAAAAGAAGACAUUGAGCAAACCCCCACUCUCGCCCAGGUCACCAUACUUGACCAGUGCCAGCCUGAACCCCAGGAGGUCUGUAGCCUCUACUUGGAGAACAGCCCUGAGCCAGUCCCCGAUGAAGAUGAAGGGGGACUACGAGCUGAUGCCCCAGAGCAGGACGGCGGUGUGCGCCAGCAGCAGCACCCCGGAGUACCUGAAGGAGGCCUUCGGCAUGAGGAGGCCCAAGCACUCGCGCUCCACCACCAACGGUUACGUCCCUGGCACUCCGGAUUAUAAGGAGAAGGAGGAGAUGUAUGAUGAGAUCCUUGAGCUCAAGAAGACCCUGCAGGCUCAGAAGGCGGACGGUGAUCGCAUGAAAGCCAAACUGCGUCGCCUGGAGGAAGAUAAUAUCAAGAAGGAGAAACAGAUCGAACAGCUCCUGGAUCCCACCAGAGGUCCCGAGUACACAAGGAGUCUGGUGGACAAGAAGACAGACGGUAAAUCGGUGGUGCAUGGCCUGAAGCAGAAGGUGCUGAGAUUGGAGCAGCAGUGCAGAGAGAAGGAGACGGCGCUGAGUAAGCUUCAGAGUGAUUUAAGAACAACAAACAUGGAGGAGAUGAAGAUCACCAUGGAAACAUACUACGAGGAGGUCCAGAGGCUCAGAGCAUUACUUGAAACUGUCGAGAAAAGUAAUAAGAUAGAGAGCGCGGAGAACCGGAGGCAGCAGAAGGUUCUGCGGGCGACAGCACUGAAAGUGACAAAGAGCGUUAAACAGCUGGAGGAGGAGAACGCCAGACUCAAAGAGGAGGCGGAACAGGAAGUCAGCAUCGUCACCGAAAGUCCCGCUAACCGCGCCAAAGGCUACCUGGACUGGAGCAAACAGAGACUGGUCAGGAGGCUGCUGGACAUGGAGAGGAGGUUGGAGGAGGUGAGAAAUCGGCACGCGGUGAAAGACUCCACGGCGACGAAGAGUGCGGAAGAUUCCCGUCUCAUUACCACGGCAACGAGACCUGAGGACGGCGCGGUCACGGGCACGUCGGCGCCAGAGCGGCGCGAGACGGUGUCCGUAUCCAUGGAGACGGACAGGAGCAGGAGCGGGAGCGCGGCGGGAGAUGGCGGCGGCGGCGGUGGCGGUGGUGUGGUCGUCGGGGAGCUGCGGCAGGAGUGCGUGCGUCUGAGGGGCGUGGCCAGGAGACUCCGGGAGGAGAGGAGCGCCCUGCAGGAGAGCCUCGCCAAGAGAGAUGAGGAGCUGAGAGGCGUGGCUAAAGAGAGGGAGGAGGCAGCCAAGGAAGCCGAGAGGAUGCUGAGGGAACGAACGGAAGAGCACGAAAACCAGGCUCAGCAGUCCAGAGAAGAGAUCCAAAACCUGUCUGCUAAAAUCAGAGACUUGCAGAACCAACUAGGAGAAGAAAAGAAACUAACACUGAUCCACGACGGUAAUCAGGUGCAGGAAGAUCCUUCAUCAGAGGGACCAUCGUCUUCAUCGGCAACAGCUGCUAAUGAUGAAGAGCGGAGCAGGAGGGAGCAGGCAGCGAAAGUCAUCCAGACACACUGGCACGCACAUCGAAUCAGGGAUAUUGUCUUAAUCCAGUCGGCGCUGAGAAGUCACCUCAGCAGACAGAAACAUCUACUCACCCUCAGGAAACAGACUAGCGCUACUGGCAGCAAUAACACGCAGAGCAACCAAUCGCAGGACGGACCCGGGGUUCGGCGUCCCAGUGCGAGCCGUGACGGUUUGGAGGAGGAGGAAGUGACACUGCUGCAGUCCGUGUUCCGGGGCCACCUGAGGCGCCACACUCACUUAGCUGACAGGGUGGCUGUAGAGAGAGCAGCAGGAGCAGUGGUAGCUGCAGUGAAGGGAACUCCUCCUCCUCCUCCUCUGUCAUCAUCAUCAUCACUACCACCACCAUCAUCAUCAUCAUCUGUGACUCCAGCUGCCGCAGCACCAUCAGUCAUGCACACUCCUCCAGCGGUCCAGCAUAGCUUCAGACCCCGGCCUGAAGGGAGUGAGGAUGAGGAGAUAGAGGAAGAGAUUGCUGAAGAAGAUGCUGACGACGAUGACUACAGUUCCCACAAUGCCUCAUUCAAACCACCGAAGAUCACAGUGGAGUCGGACCACAAACAAGCUGGAGGCAACUGUGACUCAGACGACUCUGAUGACAUCAUAGUGUCCCCCUCGCGUCCAAUGGGAAGGAGGAUGUCUCUUCUCUUCUGAUGGCGCAGCAUGGCACCCGGUGGAAUGACCCGCCUUCCGUGGUCUCCGGGGUUACUCCUGUGGUCUCCAGGGUUACUCCCGUGGUCUCCAGGGUUACUCCCGUGGUCUCCAGGGUUACUCCUGGAGAUUCCCUCAGCUGUGAGAAAGAAUGCACUUGACAAUGGCAUGGUCCUCAAAGGUCCCUCUCAAAAUGUGAUCCAGCAUUUGACUGUGCUUGUCCAGUCGGACUUAUACAGAUUGUCUGAAAUGGGUCUGAACUUGUGGACGGAGCAAUUAUACUGUGUGUGUCUGUGUGUGUGUGUGUGUGUGUGUGUGUGUGUGUGUGUGUGUGUGUGUGUGUGUGUGUGUGUGUGUGUGUGUGUGUGUGUGUGUGUGUGUGUGUGUGUGUGUGUGUGUGUGGGAGAAGGAGAGAAAGAGUGAGAGAGCCUUGGCUUUCACUGAGGUCUUAAGCUGUGAAGUUGAGAACUUCAGGUAGAGGGACAACCCCAUGUGAUACCUCUGCAGGCACUUCUGUCUCGUACGAGUGUGUGUGUGUGUGUGUGUGUGUGUGUGGGAUGCAGACUUGAGAUGUCAAUGUGGGUCCUAACUUUUGGUACUGGAACUUAUACACUCCUUUAGGGGUUAACAAAAUAUGAAUCACUCAUCAUGACCCUCAAGUGCCUUUUUUGUUAUAAACGAGCUGAAAAAAAAAAAAAACCUGUCAGAAUAAAGUUAUUUUAUAUAAACAACUUCUAAAUGAUGAGUAUGAUAAUGUGAAGCCAGAGGCGUCCCUGUCUGUCAUGACGUGGAGAAUAUUCUAGCGAUUCGCUGUUGAACCGAAAGGGAAGGUCCUCAGCAGGAGGUCACAUAGCUGAUAAAUUAGCUGUGGGCAUUUUCCACGACUUUGUCGUUGCUCAUAUUAGAAACAAUGUUGCGUGAGAGGGGGGCUUUUAGUGAAAAGGGUCGACCUCAAGAAUGCCAAAUUCUCAUUUCCAGAGCUUGGUCAAGGUCAAGAGGAAGGGUGUGUGUGUGUGUGUGUGUGUGUGUGUGUGUGUGUGUGUGUGUGUGUGUGUGUGUGUGUGUGUGUGUGUGUGUGUGUGUGUGUGUGUGUGUGUGUGUGUGUGUGUGUGUGUGUGUGUGUGUGUGUGUGUGUGUGUGUGUGUGUGUGUGUGUGUGUGUGUGUGUGUGUGUGUGUGUGUGUAUAAGAGAGAGAGAGUGUGUUUGUGAACAGGGAGGACUGGUUAUUGUUAGUGAGCUUGGAUUGGUUUAUGAGUGUCUGCUUGUCAUCGGGUGUGGAGGUUGACUGCAAUCAUGUAAUUUAAGGUAGCCUAUGUUGAAAUUGCCAAGUGGUGUGUGUGUGUGUGUCCAUUGAUAAUUAUGUGUGUUUUUCAUGGCCUCAGAGACAAAGCUGCAGUGUAGAUUCAUUCAAUGUCUGUUUGUUCUUGUCACUAAAUAAAGGAUUCAGGA